Apis dorsata (giant honeybee) is the source of this 3245-nucleotide messenger RNA. Its product is annotated as 2-phosphoxylose phosphatase 1. Lineage: Eukaryota; Metazoa; Arthropoda; Insecta; Hymenoptera; Apidae. Bases 1084 to 2649 code for a protein of 521 amino acids. Gene Ontology annotation, biological process: dephosphorylation. The record is from RefSeq and is a predicted model, not a curated record. Gene Ontology annotation, molecular function: phosphatase activity. The transcript has 4 exons.
AUACCUACUCUUGUAACAAGGAAUCUGUUGUAGACACAGGAAAAUAUUUUAAUAAGAUCGUAACUUCAGUUAGUCGUGAUUGAUUUUUUUCAAAUCUUAUUUUAUGAAGUAAAAUAAUAAAGAUGUGAAAAGUGAUAAUUUCUAUGAUUUCUAAAAUGUCAUCGAAGUGCAUCUCUGUCAAUCCACAUUUCUCAUAUGUUUAUUGAACUUCAAUUCAUCAAUUCAAUCAAUUUAAUUAAUAUUAUUGUAAAAAUGGAUAAUUGUAAAUACAAAAAUUUGACAAUAACAAUUGAAGAAGGAUAAAUGAUCUCUAAAGAAAAGAGAAGAUUUAUAUGGAAUCAUUUUCGCGAUAAAAAAAUUUUUAAGAAAAAGAUUGUUCAUUGAUCCUGUCAAUUUUUUCUUUCACAAUUGUUUACAAAAUACAGACAACGAACCUGAAAGUAUAAAAUUAAAAUAUGAAUAACUUUGUGAGAGAAAAAAAGGGUUCUUGCAUUCGAUACUAACCUAUCUCAACAGAAUGCGAGUAUUAAAAUCCCCGAUAUGCUUUUCAUAUUUAGAAAUUCUUAAGAUAUAUAUAUAAACAUUAAUUCCUAAAAUACUAAAAAAGAUUCAUCAACAAAAUUAAAAAAAAAAUCCAACAAGAAUUUAUCAAUAUUAUAUAUAGUUACUAUUCUUCUAACCAACCGUGAUAAGAAAUAGCUGUUCAACAUCUUUAACAGCAAUAAAUCAAAAAAAUAAACAAAUAAUUAAUAAUAAAAUAAAAUUAAAGAUUAAAAGUAUAAAAAAAUGUCAGAAGAUAGGCAAUUUGCAUUCAUUAAUGUGUUCUGGUUGGAACCGUUAUUGUGGAAAGUCAUAAAAAAUUUACUUUAUAAUAUCAUUUAUAGGAUUUUAAUUCCUCUAGAUUUUUCAAAAAUUAUUGAGAUAAAAUUAUGCAGGAUCGCUGAACAGAAAGGAUGCAGUUUGGAGAAGUGUCGUUGAACCGGAUUUAUUCUGGUUAUUUGAUUCGGUGUUAUUAUCAACGUCCUCGUCGUCGAGGUCGUAAAAUUCAAGAAAGACUUGGCUGGAUUCAAGGUCAGCCACAGAAUGUUGGCGGAAAUGGUCCGUCUUUCGUACCAGCAUCGAGCAUUUUAUUGCUAUGUGAUUCUGAGUAUAUGGAUUUUUCUUCUUGUUGCUGGUAUGUACAAAUAUAUUGGUAUAGAUGAAAAAAGUUCUAUGCAAACUAGAGUUAUAGAAAAUGACAUUUCCAUAAAAGAAUUCCCAAGAAAUUUAAAAGCUGAUCUAAAAACCAAAAAAAUAUUUCGAUUUUGUAAUCCUCCUAGUGAAAUUACAACGGAAACAGAAGGAAAAUUAGAUGGAAAUUUAACAUUAGGAGGAAUUUUAGUGUUUAUUCGACAUGGAGACAGAGGUCCUUUAGCACAUAUUCGAAAUAUAAGUUUAGUGAAUUGCGGUGGAGAUUUUAGUUCCAUACCUGAAUUAGAAAAUUUAUAUCAUAAUUAUGUAAAUUUUUUGCAAAAUGUUUCCAGCUAUUCCAGAACUGCUUGGGCACAAUUUUUAGGACCAUUUCAUGGUUUUCCAAUGUUGCCCAGCAAUUCUAAAGAUUGCAAAAUUGGCCAAUUGACAACUCUUGGCAUUGGACAAUUAUUAAAAACUGGAAUCAUACUUAAAAAUGCUUAUUAUCAUAAAUUGAAUCUGGGAAAUAAUUCUAUAUCCAAUAAGGAUAUUAUUGUAUAUAGCACUAGGUAUCGAAGGACAGUCCAAAGUGCAGUUGCAUUAUUAUAUGCUCUAUUAGAAACAGAUGGUUUCCAAAAUUUAGCUAAAAUUACUAUGCAAGAAAGUCAAAGCUAUGCUUUUUGUAAUACAGAUUGUGCAUGUCCUGCUGCUGAAAAAUUUUAUAAGCAAUAUCUAAAGGAAAUGUCAGAUCAUUUGAAAUCUCAUCCAGCAGUGGCUGAUCUUAUACGACAAGCUUCCAAUGCAGUCUUCGAAAUUCCUGAUCAAGCCCAGAUGACAGAUCCUAAUACCUUAAAGGAUGCAUUGUUAACUUAUAUCUGCCAUGGUGCUUCUCUGCCCUGCAUAGACUUUAACACUCAAAGAAUUUGUGUGAAAACUGAACAUGUAACAAGUUUGUUCACUUAUACGGAAUGGGAAUCUAAGCAAGUGGCAAAAAAUAAUAGUCGCAGAAAAUAUGGAUUGCUAAGGGCUUAUGGGUUACUUCGAAAUAUCGUUUCCUAUAUGUUACGGAUUAUUUCUGAAGCUAAACCAAAAAUAGUUUUAUAUUCUGGUCAUGAUAAAACAUUAGAAUACCUCGCAACUGCUCUCGGUAUAUUUUCUGACAAAUUAACAAUGCCGCAUUAUGCUUCUCGUUUCGUGAUCGAAGUUUAUCGAAUAAAUCCGAAAAAUGAAAAUCACGUAGCUAGCGAUUUCUAUUUUCGAGUAGUGAUCAAUGGUAAAGAUUUUACUCAGAAAAUUCCAUUUUGCAGGAAUGCAAAUUUUUAUAGUAUCAGUUAUAUUGAACGCAAUGAAAUGGAAAAACGCAAAGAUUCAAAAUUGUGCCCAAUCGAGACAAUCAUCAGACAACUUCACGAUGAUUAUUUCGGACCAUUUAAUGCAACUAAUUUCAAAGAUGCAUGCACUAAUCAUAAGUAUGGAUAGUGUAAAUGCGACAAAUUUAUUAAAAUGAUAUAAAUUAUCAAUUGUAUAAUUAUUUAAUUUUUUUGUGAAAUUAAUGAAAUGAAAAAUAACCAAAAAUUAAAAAUUGAAUAUUCUAUAAGCUCUCACAAACUAGAAGUGAAAUAUAAUCGGUGCAAAUUCAAAUCUUCAUAAAUUCAAAUAAAAUAAUAGAUCUUAAUAUUCUAAUAUUUUCCAAAGAAAGUAUUAAAAAUAUAUUACAAAGAAUCUCAGCAAAUUUCUUUUAUUAUUAAAGCUUUAUUAUAUGGAAAUCUCAAAGUAUAAAAUAUAAAAAAUGAUAGUAAAAUUUGCACUGUUUAGAUACUGUCUUCGAACGAAUAAGAAAAAGAAAGCCUUAUAUUCUUAGAUUAUAUCUUACAAAAUCGAAUAUAGCUUUAAAUAUACAUACAAAGCUAAAUGAUUGCCAUAUAUAUUUUAUCACGUCUUAAUGUAUAUAUGUAAAUAACUUUUAUCAAACGGAAAUUGUGUUUAUUGUUUUUAAAAUUGUUGAAAAAAUUAAAAUCCUAUGUAGUUCUCCAUCUUUGCUACAAUUAAAUAAUUAUUUUCCUUGUUAAAAUUAA